AUGCCUAACUUUCCAUGGACCAAGUCGAACCGGUCGCACCAAUCUGUCGACAAUUCCUCGUCAGGGCAGCAUUCGCCUGCGCCAUCUGGUAAGGAACCUUUUGGCCGGCCAAUCGUCGCCCCGGCUGACAGUCAAGCGCUGUCAGUGAACGAACAGGUCGCAAGCCAGCAGCGAUACCAAAAUCCAGACGGCAGCCAGCCAGCACCUGUGCAGAUUCAGCAGCCACCUGUGCAACCACCGCAGCCUCAAUAUAGGGAGCAGCAGUUUCCCCAGCGCACCACGAGCCACAGGCUGAGCGCCCAUCUCUCCCUGGGCCAGUCGUCGUCGCCGUCAUCGCCGCCGCCGGCGGUGCAGAACUACCAGCAACAAGCUGGGCCUCCGCCCGCAUCUGCUCUCGAGUCGCCUCACCGCGGCGCCUAUCAAGCCCAGCCCUCGUCCGCGGCAUACGUGCCCGAGCCCAAGAAGCAGUCGCUGCGCAGUCGCAUUGCAGCCGGAGUCAAGGGCCACAAGGACCAGGAGGCCAAAGCACAGAAGAACGGCCUGGGUAGACGCCAAUCCGUCCGGAAGAGUGACCCCCGCGUGCAGGAGUACCAAGCGCAGGAAGACAGUCGUGUGCAGCAGUGGCAUCAGCACCACCAAGGCUCGACGUCCCACCUGCCCGCCUCCAACGAGCAGGACGAGGACAACCUCGACCCCUUCCUCCAGAAAGACGACAACGAGACGCCCCAGGUGCCGCCCAAAGACGUCCAAUACCAGCAGAAGCUGCAGCAGCCUCAACAACAACUUGUGCCGCCGCCGCACCAGGAACAGUACAAUCGGCCCCCACUUGGCAGGGUAAGCACCGAGGGCAGCUAUUCGACCCAAGGCGGGGUAGAUCAAUACAGCUCUGAGCAGCAACAACAGCAACAGCAGCAACAGCAACAUCAACAGCACCCACAACACCAACAACACCACCACCACCACCACCACCAGCAACACCAGCAACACCAAUACCAAACCUACCAGCCUGCCGCUCCACCCCCACCCCCACAGCCCGCGACCGACUACCAGGCCUUCAACCCGCAAAACGUGCCAAGCCCCCUCCUCCAGAACGCUCAGCCGCAUGGCCAAGGUGGACAGGUACCACAGGACAUCCCGCAAACUUACCACCUGUACCAGCAGUCGCUAGAAAGUGCCCAACAAAUUACUCUUUACCCACAGCAACAGCAGUUUGCGCAGCAGCUUCAGCCGCACCAAGACCCACAGCAACAGCCUCAAUCUGUGCGACCAGCCUCGCAGCAUCCCCAGAUUGCGCAAGAGGCCCAGAAGAUCGAGUCGCAACAACGCCAGGCUCCUCCGUCCCACCAGCUGGCCCCGCCGUCUCCCCUCCAGCCGCCGUCCUACCAGACAUACGACGCCCAGCACACGCAACCCUCCGAUCUCCCACCGACAAACAUAACACCCCCACACCAGUCGCAGGACAACAUGGCUCCCAGUGCUCAGAGUAAUGCGAGGAACACGCUAAGAAAAGUGGUCGACGGCGGCAGCCAACCGCAGCCAGGGCAACCGUCCAGAGAGUCAUCCCUACUUUCACAGCCUCCCGCUCAAGGUCAGCCACUCAAUCAGCCGCCUGUCUCGCCGGGCCUCGCAACAUUCGACGCUAACGUCGUACCAACAGCUUCACAGGGGCAGCCAUAUCGCGGCGAGAAGCAGAGCCAACAGGUUUCAGAAAUGGGACGGGCAACGCCUCCGCCAAGAACCUCCGUCGCCGAUAUGACAGAGGAAGAUGUCGAGAAGCUGCAAAAGGAGCACGAUGUUCUGCGCGAAAAGUACCAAAAGGUCAAGCGAUAUUUCUUCGAGCAACAGUCACAGGUUCAUCAGCUGCAAAACACCCUCGCAAAUCAGCGCUUGUCGCUCUCCCGCACAUCUUGGGACGACAGCGAAUACGCAACGCGCUUCAAUCGACUGGAUGGAUUGAUCGCACAGCUAUCCUUCUCGAUCCGCAAGGAUUGGAAAACCAUACCGCAGUGGUUGCAUGUCGUGGUCAACAAAACUGCCGUCGAGACAGGCAAGCAGGAGAUGACGGCUGUCGGCCGUGCCUUCAUCUCGCAUUGGUUGGUAGAAAACAUAUUCGACAAGUACUUCCAUCCGGACCUAGAGCCGGGCUUUUCAACACAGCUGCAAUCGAUCGUUUCGAAUAUCCGCAAGUUCUCGCCGCCUUGCCACAGCACCGAAGACGAAGACACACUUGCCGCGAAAAUCAUCAACUGGCGGCUGGCGACACUGGAAGGUCUGGCAGAUGUGUUGAGAGCACCACAAGCCACUUCCAAUCGCGAAACGCUGACUGAAACACUCAAUGAGAAACUCAUCGCAUCUCUCCAGAUGCACUUGAACGACCCUGCGCCGGCAGACCUCAACGGAGGCGUACCUAUGAUCAUCGAAUUGGCCAUCAGCAUUGCUCAGCAUCUACCGCUUGAGAGCCGCGAAGUACAUAUUGAAUACUUCCCUCCGGGUCACGGCAUCGUCGCCGACUUUAUGAAGCUGGAAUCCGGCAUCCCCGCAUUAACAGCACCCAUUAUGGAGUUGGAUGACGCGGAUAGAGCUUCGAUCAGAAGCAUGGCAUCUAGACCUGACGACAACAUGUCCAUUAUCGAACAAGAGCAAGCACAGCUACAAGGAGGCCAGCCGCAAAAAGAAGAUAAGAAGCGCGGUAUGUUCGGAUUUGGUGCAUCAAAGAAGGCGACGGCUUCUCCUGCUACCCUGGGCAAGCGAGAAUCGUCUCUCGGUCAAGGUGGCAGCCAGCAAAGUCUUACGCAACAUCCACCGGGCAGCUCUGGGGGACCAAAAGAUGAGUCUCCACCACCACGCGUGCGCAUGGCCGUCGGUGUCGCGGAUCUGAGAAGCUCAAGGAUCGCCUGGUCGCCUCCUACUACACCGCCAUUAGCGACCUCGAUCUUGAGCCGUUCACUCAAUUCAACACCUCCCCGCCGAUCGUCGCGGACACCACGCCCCUGCUCGAACCGCGUCCUGCUAUCCGAUCAUGACACGACACGCGUAUACGAUCUUCGAGACGAGAGGUGGAACGCUGUCAUUAGCAAUGGCUCAGGCGGCAUGGGCAAGAAUGUACACGCCGAGUUUGGCGCCAAUGAGGAUGAAGUACUUGUCUGGAGUGACUUCGCCGCAUCCGUCAAGAUAUGGUGUCUGAAAACUGGGAGAGCCGUGGAGAUACGUGACCCCAAAUUUCUGGGUAAAGACGGCAAGGGGUGGGGAUAUCGCCCUUCUGAGGAUACAGAGGCAGGCGCGGCAAGGAGAAGAGGUGGUGUUUUGGCCCUACUAUGUCGCGCAGCAGCCGCUGAUAUUCUACUUCUUUUGGCGCCGGGUACAUACAAGCUUCUCAAUCGUGUAGAGUUGACAACUUCAGACGCAGCAGGCCUCAGAUGGAGUCGUGACGGCCGCUGGUUGGCCGUCUGGGACACGGCCUCUGCUGGUUAUAAACUGCACGUCUACACUGCCGACGGACAUUUGUAUCGCACCAUAACCCGCGAACCCUCGGACGACGUUAGCGAGUGGCAUGUUGAGGGCCUGGGUAUCAAGACACUCGAAUGGUUACCCGGGAAUCAACGUCUGGCAGUUGGUGGGUGGGACCGUCGCGUUCGCAUCCUCUCUACACGUACCUUCGCACCCAUCGUCUUCCUCGACCACACACCCGUCAUCGACGUACCUAGUGCGCCGGUAUACAGCGAACAUGUCGAUGGCCAAGGCAACCGCAGCUAUACGACCACUCAGCAGCCUGUGACCCCUCCGAAAGCUGCCUUGGAUAAGAGUGAAACAGGGCUCAUGAAGCAAGGCAUCGGCAUGUUGACUUUCAACGCAGAUGGCACGUUGUGUGCAACACGCGACGACAGCACACCGUGCACCGCGUGGAUAUGGGAUCUAACAAGUCUCCGACCGCGUUGUGUAUUAAUCCAAUACAGCCCUAUUAAGAACCUGCUCUGGCACCCUACCGACCCGCAUCGUCUAAUCAUACAAACUACUCAAGACGAACCCACCGUAUACCUAUAUACAGCCGCAUCAUCCCACAUACCCCCGUCUUCUACCUCGUCUUCCUCAACGGCUCUCGCAUCUACGCAUUUCCCACAUCCACCCGCCAUGAUAACCAUGUCCCCACAAAUCACCAAACCAGCUGGUUCAUUGCCACCCCGCUGGACAAUAUCCUGGCUCUUCACCCCACCAGACAAGAAACCAGCGUUCAUCUUUGCCCAUCAACAAGCACACGUACUGGUGUGGCCGGAGGGCAAAGACAAGAUUCUGCGCUUUGAGCAUGAUGAUGAGGAUGAGCAAGGGGAUUCGGAUGAUAGUCUAUUCGAUAUUCUUACAGGGCGGACACCGAUACCUGAGCUGAGUGUGAGUAAAAUCGAGGCUGAGGCGGACGAGGACAUGGAGGGGGAACAAGUAGAAGAGGAUGGACUUGGGUAUGGAGAUAGUGUUGGGACAGUGCAGGGGUUGGAUGAUACGUUUAGAGGGAAGAGGAGGCAGGAGUAUACGAAUGAUGGGGAGGAAGUGGAAGGCAGGGACCAGAGUCUUUACGAAGAAGGAGUGUUGGGCGAGAGUGGUAUGAGUGAGAUGUUUUGA
Molecule: messenger RNA, 4611 nt
Organism: Alternaria burnsii
Lineage: Eukaryota; Fungi; Ascomycota; Dothideomycetes; Pleosporales; Pleosporaceae
Exons: 3
Coding region: 1-4611 (1536 amino acids)
Biological process (GO): microtubule anchoring at mitotic spindle pole body; protein localization to mitotic spindle pole body; mitotic sister chromatid segregation
Cellular component (GO): mitotic spindle; microtubule organizing center; MWP complex
Molecular function (GO): protein binding
Source: RefSeq, a predicted model, not a curated record